ACACCUCCACAACGAUUCCAUAGCUUCCAUCACCGCGUUCCGGUUCGGCAGGUUAACUAAAGCCUGGAUCGAUCACUUGUUGUCGUACGUCUUCAUCAGUUGUUGUAGACCUUAAUCCGGUUGUUGGUAGCAUAAUCUGGCUAGCUAGGAUUUGAUCGCCCUGAGGAUGAUCUUGGAGUCCGCCGGCUGCAUCGACUUGGUCAGCGCCGCCGCCUGCCCGCUGGGUCUCCACACUAGGAAGAGCUUCUAUUUCUGGAUCUUCCAAAUCUUCAACAGAUAUUCCCUGCUCGUCCAUUGACACCCCUGCUCCUCUGCCUCAAAUAUUUGCCUGGCAGUUGGCAUUCUUAAUUACAGCUAGCUAGUGUUCCAUUCCAUCCGUAGCAUUAUAAGUAUUUGCUUCUUCCUGUCCUUAAUUGGUUGCUUAGCAACCUCAAAGUGUGUAGAUUCAUAUAACCACCAUUUCGAUCAGUAUAAUGGGCACCAUGACUCUGCCGCCCGGGUUCCGCUUCCACCCCACCGACGACGAGCUCGUCGGAUACUACCUCAAGCGCAAGGUCGACAACCUCAAGAUCGAGCUCGAGGUCAUCCCCGUCAUCGACCUCUACAAGUCCGAGCCGUGGGAGCUACCAGAGAAGUCGUUCCUGCCGAAGCGCGACCUGGAGUGGUUCUUCUUCUGCCCCCGCGACCGCAAGUACCCCAACGGGUCCCGCACCAACCGCGCCACCGCCACGGGCUACUGGAAGGCCACCGGCAAGGACCGCCGCAUCGCCUGCGACGGCGGCGUCUACGGCCUCCGCAAGACGCUCGUCUUCUACCGCGGCCGCGCCCCCGGCGGCGAGCGCACCGACUGGGUCAUGCACGAGUACCGCCUCUGCCAGGACCUCGCCCACGGCGCCUGCAACUUCAUCGGGGCUUACGCGCUGUGCCGAGUGAUCAAAAGACACGAGGCCGGGCUGCUGCAGGGGGAGCCGACGGCGGCCAAGGCGAAAGGAGCCAGCAACGCGGCCGGCGCCGCGAGAGGGCAGAUGAGUAAGGUCUCCAGCAGCUCGUCCCUCUUCAGCAGCGAGCAGCUCAGCGCGUUCACACCCACCAAUUCCAGCCCGCCGCCUCCUACUCUGGACAUCAGCAACACGUUCCAGAGCCCCCUCGUGUACGGCGGAGACGCGACGGCGACGGCCACCACCGGGCUGCCGUCGAGCCCGCUGCCCCCGCCCCUGUUCGUGCCCAACAGCCACCCGUCCCCGCACGACGCGUUUUUCAUCGGCGACGACUUCCCCGCCGCGGUCGCGAGCGAGGCGUUCGCUCUUCACCGGCGGCGGCGGCGACAUGGGGAUGGGCGUCGCGGAGCACGACCUGAGAUGGGACAGCUUGAUAACCUGCCCAAGCACCUUCUCAAAUGGUGCCGAGGUGUGGAACACGGCGGCGAGCCCGAUGCUGUGCAGGCAGGCGAGCGACGGCGGCGGCGCCGACGACCUGGCGGCGUUCUUCUUCUCGGACGAGACCAGGAUCGUGUUCUGAUCUCUCGAGGACCGGCGAAGCGACGCACCUGGUUUGCAUGCUCCUGACCUGAAGAUGUGGCAUGUUUGACUGUGGCAAAUAAGGCUUUUCGGUGUGAACUGCUCCCAGGAGUGGCGGUAUAUUUUUCAGCCACGGUACGGGAGCCAGCAUAUAUAUACAUAUAUGUAUUAUUAUACGUAUUUAUACAUAGUAUAUUAGUAUCUACGCCUUUUAUAUGUUGGUAAGAUACUGAGGUAAAAGGCUGUUGGGUAUUAUUGGCUACAGAGUGAUGGCAUCUUUUUAGUACAGUCUUCUCUGUAGCAGGGUUCGUCGUGUUGUGUACCACUACCAUCUCACUUUCCUAAUGUGUGUCCUUUCUUCAAAUGUACUACUGUGCUUGUCCUGUUAAAAAACUACAAUGCAAUACCAAUAUUGCAGUGCUUUGUAGCCUAAUUAAUUUCAUGGCAUGUUGUAUUACAAUUACAACCCUUUGCUA
Messenger RNA from Setaria italica (foxtail millet), 1993 nucleotides. RefSeq names its product NAC domain-containing protein 71-like. Gene Ontology annotation, biological process: regulation of DNA-templated transcription. Gene Ontology annotation, molecular function: DNA binding. NCBI's taxonomy places the organism in Eukaryota, Viridiplantae, Streptophyta, Magnoliopsida, Poales, Poaceae. The record is from RefSeq and is a predicted model, not a curated record.